This is a messenger RNA of Metopolophium dirhodum (rose-grain aphid), 1611 nucleotides long. RefSeq lists its product as uncharacterized. Bases 114 to 1220 code for a protein of 368 amino acids. The transcript is spliced from 6 exons. Lineage: Eukaryota; Metazoa; Arthropoda; Insecta; Hemiptera; Aphididae. The record is from RefSeq and is a predicted model, not a curated record.
UUUUGAAAAGUAUAUUCAAAGAGUAAUGAACACGAUUUCUUAACAAUACGUUUUUAUUACAUGGAAAACUAUUUGUGAGUGCAGAUAAGAUUUAACCGAUACAACCUAAUUCAAUGAGUACUCUUAAAGAUGACGACGUAGCUAUUAACUUGAAACUAUUAAAGCAGUGUCAAUUCUACCAGAUAUUUGAUCCUAGUGAAAUAAUGAUUUAUGGAUGGAACGUUCACCAGCUUUUUUAUAUUGUGUACACCGGGGUAGUCCAGUGUUUUAUAAUUUACGGAAGUGUGGGAUUAUUCAGUGAAGAUACUGACAACAAAAUCGACUAUUUCCUUAUUACUUUUACUAAUUUAAAUAUUCUAAUUUCUUUUUGGAGGUUGACCGUAUACUUGUAUAAUGCGAACAAAGUAUCGGACCUAUUCAACGUAACGCGAUAUGAUUUUUUCACAAGUGAACAGUGUGUUAAAUACAAAACUACUCUUUACAAUUAUCGUGAUAAAAUUAGACAAUUUACAAACUGGUAUGUAAUUUUAUCAAUUGUAGUCACGAUACAAUGGCUUAUGUUUCCGAUCGCAAUCAAUAUGUUGACAACAUCGGAAAAUUUAAAUGUUCGUUAUCAGAAUAUCUUGAACUUGAAUUUCGGCGUAACUGCUUACACUUAUAAUCAGUAUUUUGUAAUUUUUUACAUAAUUGAAGUUAAUUUAACAUUGUAUAUUGCAUACAUUUUUAUCAUGACAAAUGUAUUAUUAAUAUCAUUUUGUUCAGCUAUAAUGUCUCAACAGGAUAUUCUCGUUCAGGCGUUUAAGAACUUGGGGCACGAAAACAGUCCUCGAAUAAGUUAUUUUGAAGAAUUUAAGUCAAUAUUACAUGAUCAAGGGCAACUUAAUUUGAAAAUAAAAUCAUUCUUUUCGGUAGUGAGAUACAUUGUUUUAUUGACGGUUGCAAGUAAUUCAGCUUCUAUCAUACUCCUGACAUACCGGUUCAUUGUGAGAGAAUUAGUCAACUAUAGCAUAUACUGUUGCAACUGGACCCAGAUGGAUUUAAAAUUUAAGAAGUUGUUAUUAUUGGCAAUGCGGAUGAAUGAUGCUAAUAAUUGGGUGAUAAAAGCUACACCGAAAAAGAUUGUCAACCUUCAAAUAUUCGCUUGCAUAAUGUCGAUGUCAUACAACGUUGUUUCCGUUAUGGUGAAAAUAACCAAUACGAAAAACAACAUUUCAGAAUAGAUAUCAAGUGAAAACUGCAUUACGCCUGCACUGUGCACUUUAUUGAAUAAAAUAAUAUUUACUAUAGGUAUUGUACGGCUAAAGAAAAGUGAGCCGCCAUCAUUCAUCACGCACUUAUCGGCCGUUUUUCAUCAGAGUUAUACAUAGGCUAUACUGCUAUAGAUACUCUAAUUUAUUGUUUCCCUGCGUAAAAAUAAUUAUGUAGGUAGGUAUUAUACCUAAGAAAAAAAAUAAUGUGUUCUCAGAUGUUGACUCUAACUAGUGACUGUAGAUAUUUAAAAUGUGUGCGUGCUGAUCCUAUUUUGUAUAACAUGCACUACCAAUAUAUUAUGAUUUAAAAUUUGUGCAAUUCGUGAUUUAAAUAUUUGAUAUUCGGUGCAAUACUGUAAUG